Nerophis ophidion (straightnose pipefish) is the source of this 4210-nucleotide messenger RNA. RefSeq names its product microtubule-associated protein 1 light chain 3 beta (gene map1lc3b). Gene Ontology annotation, cellular component: autophagosome; cytosol; autophagosome membrane. Bases 239 to 619 code for a protein of 126 amino acids. Gene Ontology annotation, molecular function: ubiquitin protein ligase binding. The transcript has 4 exons. NCBI's taxonomy places the organism in Eukaryota, Metazoa, Chordata, Actinopteri, Syngnathiformes, Syngnathidae. The record is from RefSeq and is a predicted model, not a curated record. Gene Ontology annotation, biological process: autophagy of mitochondrion; macroautophagy; autophagosome assembly.
CGUGACGUCAUCGGUCAGCUGACACGUUUGUUUUGCUUGCCAGGAGGUCGUCAUGAUAAAAACACUGAGGCAGGAAAGCAGUACAUCACAGCGCAUCGUGUAAGGUGAAGGCUCCUCGCCGCCAUUACAACACAGCUCGACGUCGUUGGUCCACGACCGUCUCGUCAACUGCUGCCCUUUUUCUUUGCCCACACCGCCAUUACCUCCGUUGUCGACUGGGCGACGACUUUGACGCAGUAUGCCUUCAGAGAAGUCCUUCAAACAAAGGAGAACAUUCGAUCAGAGAGUAGAAGAUGUCCGGCUGAUCCGGGAGCAGCACCCUAACAAGAUACCCGUGAUCAUUGAACGCUAUAAAGGAGAGAAACAACUUCCUAUCCUGGACAAGACCAAGUUCUUAGUGCCAGAUCACGUCAACAUGAGCGAACUGAUCAAGAUCAUCAGGAGGCGCCUCCAGCUCAAUUCCAACCAGGCGUUCUUCCUGCUGGUCAACGGCCACAGCAUGGUGUCCGUGUCGUCCGCCAUAUUGGAGGUUUACGAGCGAGAGCGGGACCAAGAUGGCUUCCUCUACAUGGUGUAUGCCUCCCAGGAGACCUUUGGUGCCGCUUCUUCCCUCCAGUGAUCAAACUUCCUUUUCCUCGUCCUUCUUCCCGGCCAGCAAUUGGACAAUUUUAGUUUUUAGCUCCUCUAGGUGUUCUUUCCCUCGUAAUAACCUCGUUUUGUCGCCACCGACUAAGGUCAUGUCCACACCAACACGGAUACUUAAUAAACACACACUUAUCUGUGUUUAGGCCUCUUCUCCACACCACAUGCAUACUUUUGGUUUUCCAAACGCUGGACAAAGUGUAGAGCAGGGGUCGGCAACCCGCGGCUCCUUGGCCACUCUGAUGUGACUCAGCUGCAUAAUCGCCGACCCCCUGAUUUUUACGGAGGGAUUCCGGAUUUCGGUGCCUCUCCCGGACAUCACUCGGGGUCAACAUUCUCCGAUUUUCACUCGGACUACAAUAUUGAGGGCGUGCCGUGAUGGAUUUACUUUUAACGUCCUCUACAACAUGCCAUCGCGCCCGCCUUUACGCCAUGCUAUGCUAUGCUAUGCUAUGCUAUACUAGCCGCGUGCCGACCGGAAGCAUGCAUUUCGCUGCUUCUAUCGUCACACGUACGAGAUUGCAAGGCACACUGGGUGAUACAGGUUACACUGAAGGUUGUUAUAUAAACAACUUUAACAUAGCUCGGUUGGUAGAGUGACCGUGUCAGCAACUUGAGGGUUGCAGAUUCGAUUCCCGCUUCCGCCAAUCUAGUCACUGCCGUUGUGUCCUUGGGUAAGACACUUUACCCACCUGCCCCCAGUGCCAACCACACUGGUUUAAAUGUAACUUAGAUAUUGGGUGUCACUAUGUAAAGCGCUUUGAGUCACUUGAGAAAAGCGCUAUAUAAAUAUAAUUCACUUCACUUCAUCUUACUAAUAUGCGCCACACUGUGAACCCAAACCAAACAAGAACGACAAACACAUUUCGGGAGAACAUCCCGAACAACGCAACAUAACAAUAUAACAAUGUAAUAUAACAACAUAACAAUUACCCAGAAUCCCGUGCAUCCAUGACGGGGUUUGGUGCUAGCGGGGGUGUAUAAUAUAGUCUGGAAGAGUCAUGGAUGCACAGGAUUCUGGGUAAAUGUUAUGUUGCGUUUAUAAUGUGUUACUGUAAGGAACUAUCUCUCCCUUAGAGAUAGGGGGAGAAGCUCUGCCAUCCAGGAGGAACUCAAAGUAAAGCAGCGGCUUUACUACAAUGUAAUCAUAAUAUAUAGUAAAAAUGCAAGUAACCAUUUAAAAGGAUAUACACAAUUAUUUGUCAUUACUGUAGAAUUGUUUGCCAUUGUAAUGUAAUUGGAUAACUUUGUUAUCUUAAAUUAAAAACAAACACGAAAAUAGAAUGAACUUUCAAUUCUAAAGGCAAAAAUUAAACCCAUCCAUCCAUCUGCUUCCGCUUAUCCGAGGUCGGGUCGCGGGGGCAGCAGCCUAAGCAGGGAAGCCCAGAUCUUCCUCUCCCCAGCCACUUCGUCCAGCUUCGUUUAGCUCUUCCCGGGGGAUCCCCAGGCCAGCAGGGAGAGAGUCUUCCCAACAUUUCCUGGGUCUUCCCCGUGGUCUCCUACCGGUUGGACGUGCUCUAUACACCUCCCUAGUCUUGUUCACGAGUGAGGGAAGAGUGGAUCGUGAGAUCGACAGGCGGAUCGGUGCGGCGUCUUCAGUAAUGCGGACGUUGUACCGAUCCGUUGUGGUGAAGAAGGAGCUGAGCCGGAAGGCAAAGCUCUCAAUUUACCGGUCGAUCUACGUUCCCAUCCUCACCUAUGGUCAUGAGCUUUGGGUCAUGACCGAAAGGAUAAGAUCACGGGUACAAGCGGCCGAAAUGAGUUUCCUCCGCCGUGUGGCGGGGCUCUCCCUUAGAGAUAGGGUGAGAAGCUCUGCCAUCCGGGAGGAACUCAAAGUAAAGCCGCUGCUCCUUCACAUCGAGAGGAGCCAGAUGAGGUGGUUCGGGCAUCUGGUCAGGAUGCCACCCGAACACCUCCCUAGGGAGGUGUUUAGGGCACGUCCAACCGGUAGGAGGCCACGGGGAAGACCCAGGACACGUUGGGAAGACUAUGUCUCCCGGCUGGCCUGGGAACGCCUCGGGAUCCCCCGGGAAGAGCUAGACGAAGUGGCUGGGGAAAGGGAAGUCUGGGUUUCCCUGCUUAGGCUGUUGCCCCCGCGACCCGACCUCAGAUAAGCGGAAGAAGAUGGAUGGAUGGAUGGAUGUAAGGAUGUUUUCCCGAAAUGUGUUUGUCAUUCUUGUUUGGUGUGGGUUCACAGUGUGGCGCAUAUCAGUAAGAGUGUUAAAGUUGUUUAUAUCACAACUCUAUCACCCAGUAUGCCUUGCAAUCUCGUACGUGUAUCUGCAAAAGCCACAUCCAACAUGAUACUGAACUGGCAAGCUGUACAUGUUGUAGAAGGCGUCAAAGGCAAUGGCUUCAUAGCACGCCCUCAUUAUUGUUAUCUGGGUGACCACCAGCAGAUAUUCGCGAGAAUGGGUGCGGCUCCUAUCGUCUUCUUUAUUUUGUGAAAUGGGUCAAAAUGGCUCUUUGAGUGGUGAAGGUUGCCGACCCCUGUUGUAGAAGCAUCCAAAAGAGAUGACAUCACAGUUGUGCGUUUUUUUUUUUUUGAAACUGCACUUGUGUGGAUGGAGAUAGUUUGAUCCCCAAAUAUGUGUUCAUGUUGGUGUGGCCAUGGUCUUACCGCUUAAAGACAAAGUAGAGCUCCUUCUCACAGGUUGUGGUUUUUUCUUUUAAGGGUUCUGCUGGUGUUUUUGUGACAUUAGUUCCAUCUUCCCGUCUGUUGCCAUGGCAGCAAACUAUGUGGUCAUCAAAGUGGCGCCGCUCCACCACCUUUUCUAUGCUUCCACUUGCAGCAGUCGCUGAACAAAGCAAAGUGUGUGCUUCGACACGCAUGAAGAAAAGAUUCAAGCACAUGUGAUGUUUCCGUUCAUGUUGACACAAAACGUGGUGGUAGCUUGUAGGCCGAUACAGGUGUGCCUUAAAGUGGAUUAGAUGUGUGAUUGUAUAGAACACAACACCAUAGAAGUAUUGCGUGUUACCGAUAUUUACUGUCAAAAAUAGCAACAUGUGUGUCGUCGUCCACCCUCAGGUCCAAAUAUGGUCACUCAAGGCUCCAAAAAGUCAAUAUUCACUUUUUGAAAGGUUAGGAUAUGUGAUCCAACCAAUCCUUUUUGGUUGUUUUUUUAGUAUUUUUAAGACGUUUGUUGAAGUUGUUGUACUGCUUAGAAUGAUUUAGUUUCUUUAAGUGAGGAAAGAAGAGGGAUUGUAUGAACACAUGUAUGUGUGCUGACUUUGGCCCGCAGGGUUGAUUUCCGGGUGCUGCUGCCUGCGGUCAGUAGGAAACUUCACUGUUGCUGCACAUCCUGUGUGUGUGUGUGUGUGUGUUUCUUUUUUAAUGUUGUACAGAGCGAGUUGCGGCUGCCUAUAUUGUAGCAUUCGAUCAUUUAGAUUGUUUUAUUUAACUUUGUUUUUUCAUCUGAUUGUGCAACACCGUCAAUGAUACAUCGGACAAGUCCAAGCCACUGUGUGUUGCUGUUUGCGUUGUCUUCCAGCCCCUCACGUUCACGCUGAGCAAUAGCCAUGUAGUAAUUAUGUUGGUAUUUUGUUAACAAUAAAAGGUACAAAAAUG